CGUUGCCUUCAAUUAUAGCAUUAUCGUUACUGUCAUCACCAUCGUCAUAAACAUUAUUAUUAUUACACAAGUAUUAUUAGUUUUGUUUGUCGCUUGACAGGACACCUGCGUUAAAGUUAUUAUUCACACGCCCUGGUCUGAAUGUGGAGGUCACUUUGACACGACACACAUGCAGCGCAUGCGUUUUGACGUGGCGGUGGUAUGCAGUUCACAGAUAAGCAACCUGAUUGGAUUAAUCAGGCACCAAGCCAUGCCUUUAUCUCAGAACAUCAAGGUCAACUGAGUUUACGAAUCCCGUGCAAUACCUUCAUUCUCGAAAACGCUCCCCACCGUGCCUGAUUGCCCUGUAAUACCGCGUGUACGUGAAGGCUGUGAUGGUGGAUACUUGCCGCGGCCAUUUGUUUCUUGUUGGCGAUUUACAGUUUAUGUCCGUCAAGGUGAACGUCUGGCUGCCGACCACGUUCCAAGAUGGCGUCAAGACCAAGGCUCACGCCAGCCUUGAACUUUCCGACGGCACCUACAUCAGCUGGGCCUUCAGGAACAAUGACGACACCAGACACGACGACAUCAUGAGACAGUCAUUUCGCGAGGAUCUGAAACGGGAACAGAGACGACCAGAGAAAACCUACUUCAUCAAACCCGGCAAACUUGAAGAGGACGCCAUGAAAGCAUGGUGGACAAAAUGGUGGCGAGACGACGUGUGGCGCCGACAGAUGCCCGUGUGGCCGCUGUACACGGUGUUCGAAGCCUUGUCGGUGGGUCAGAAGGGUUACGAUAUCCCCGAAGCGCAAGGGAUAUAUAUGAACCAUAAACAGUUGAUCAAAUACAUGAAAAGUAACAAGCUUAUUAUAACCAACGGGAGUUGUGUGGUGACAUGAGACGGAAAGGAACGUUGUCAAAAGUGCUGUGAAUAUUCUCUUUUGUGCUACAGUUUGGAUUCGAAGAUUGCCAUUUGGUGCUUGUAUGGAGCCGUUGCAGCGUCAUUGAUAUGUGUUGUUAUUCUGUUCGUGUUCACUGGUUAGCGAGUGCCAACAAGAUGACGUCAUCGUCAUUAUUAUUCUUCGCCCAUGCGCAUCUAAUCAAAUUUUGUCUUGAACAUGUUUGAAACGGCAAUUUUACUUCUUACGAGAAUAUUAAUGAUCUGAAUGUUCCGUGUACAGACUUCUUUGGUGUGCUGAUAAUGACAAAGAUGACGUUUGUAUAAAUCUUUAACCGUCAUAACAGAUGAAACUGUUCAAAGUGAGAAAAUAUAUAAAUGUGAUGAAGAACAGCGUACAUGCCUCAUUUAAAAAAAAUAUGUUUAAAAAAAGAGACUGGUUAAUAUAUGUAUGGCAUAAUGGGUUUUUUUAAAAAUAAAACAUAAUUCGUUUA
This is a messenger RNA of Haliotis rufescens (red abalone), 1371 nucleotides long. RefSeq lists its product as uncharacterized. The coding region runs from base 375 to 878 and encodes 167 amino acids. NCBI's taxonomy places the organism in Eukaryota, Metazoa, Mollusca, Gastropoda, Lepetellida, Haliotidae. The record is from RefSeq and is a predicted model, not a curated record. The transcript is spliced from 2 exons.